AGGCCCCUAGGGUCCAUUGCGUACAUGUCAGUCACAUCGGCUUGGCGUAGGCUUCUCUUGUUGACCAACAACAACCCAACAAACUUGAGAAAUGGCACCCAAGAAGGCCAAGAGGAGGCAGCAGCAGGGUGAGGGUGGAUCCUCCAACGUGUUCUCCAUGUUUGAGCAGAGCCAGAUCCAGGAGUACAAGGAGGCUUUCACAAUCAUCGACCAGAACAGAGAUGGCAUCAUCAGCAAGGACGACUUGAGGGAUGUGCUGGCCACCAUGGGCCAACUGAACGUGAAGAAUGAGGAGCUGGAGGCCAUGGUGAAGGAGGCCAGCGGCCCCAUCAACUUCACCGUCUUCCUCACCAUGUUCGGCGAGAAACUGAAGGGCGCUGAUCCCGAGGACGUUAUCGUGAGCGCUUUCAAGGUCCUGGACCCCGAGGCCACUGGCUCCAUCAAGAAGGAAUUCCUUGAGGAGCUCCUGACCACCCAGUGCGAUCGGUUCACCGCUGAGGAGAUGACCAACCUGUGGGCUGCCUUCCCCCCUGAUGUGGCUGGCAAUGUGGACUACAAAAACAUCUGCUACGUCAUCACACACGGAGAGGAAAAGGAAGAGUAAAACUUACCUUUCUGCAAAAACCUCCGCCUUAACCCGCCUUACCCAAGCAAAACACACCAUCAACUCUCUCCGACGCACACGCACCCACCUAGCCUACUCGUUCCUCUCGCCAGCUAACUCCGGGAAAGAGACUCCUUUUUAUCGAGGACUUGAAGGUCGUGGUGGUGUUUGUGUGUGAGUACCAACAACAGGGGAACAUGAUUAUUUUCAAAUAAAAAAAAAUAAUCUUGUGACAUUGAAAUGAAACACUUUCUUUCUCUCUCUCCAUCUCUGUCCCAUGCCUCUUUGACCUUUGACCUUUAUCCAUUCUGUCCAUGCGUGUUGAGGCUGGCAGUGCAUGCAUCAUACCUACAAAAUGUCAUGUAUGCAUAUGCAGUCCAGUGUAUACUGUGGCCUUUUAGAAUGUACGUAUCUUGGGUGCUGUGAUGCAUGCAAAGUCGUUUACUUGAAACAAGUAAACAGCCUGACCCCCCCAUUUUGGUCUGUUAGCCUCAACCUUGCAUACAGUUUUUAAUGGAUUCCUCCUUUUUUUGUGACAGAGAAGAAUGUGCACUAGAAUAGUCUGCCAACUUUUCUCUUUUACAGUUAGGAAGUACUAAAACUGCGGGGAUUUUAUGAAUUUUUGCAGUUUUAAAUGAACAUAAAGGACAGAGAUGGUGAAAGAUGAGGAAGGAGGAAGGGGGGGGGGCUGGAAAGUAAAAGUUUCUUCUUGCCCUCUUGCUGCUGCUGUUGUGACUGUCUGUUUCUCCACUGUAACAAAGAAAGAAGUACAAAUAAAUCCACUAUCUUUCGUACAAUAUUGUGUCUUUUGGUUUAAAAUU
Molecule: messenger RNA, 1425 nt
Organism: Doryrhamphus excisus (bluestripe pipefish)
Lineage: Eukaryota; Metazoa; Chordata; Actinopteri; Syngnathiformes; Syngnathidae
Gene: mylpfb
Product: myosin light chain, phosphorylatable, fast skeletal muscle b
Molecular function (GO): calcium ion binding
Source: RefSeq, a predicted model, not a curated record